Molecule: messenger RNA, 1479 nt
Organism: Paramecium sonneborni
Lineage: Eukaryota; Ciliophora; Oligohymenophorea; Peniculida; Parameciidae
Source: the annotation of a GenBank genome assembly
AAUGGGUAAGAAGGCUGCUCCUAAAUAAUAAGUGAAUAAAAAAGCUGUAAUAAGAAGAACAAGAACUAUUUAGGCUUUAAUAGAAGGCAAUGAAAAUAUUGUACACUAAAAAUUGGGUUAAACUAGAAGUUAAAGUAAUGGUAAAUAUCUUCUUUAUUAGAUAGGUGUUUAAUAAAAGAAGAUAAAUAAGUAGACUUAAUAAGCAAAUUAGAAAAAAGUAGUUACUGAAAAAGGAAAGAGUGUGCCUAAAUAGAAUUCAAAAUAAAAAGAAGAGAAAUAACCAAUUAAAGAUGAUACUAAAUAAAAAAAAUAAGCUGAGGUUUAAGAUAAUAAAAAAGAUACAGAAACAAAAUAGAAUGUUAAACAAGUAUAAAAAAAAGUUAUAAGUAAAAAAUAAAUUUCUCAAAAAAAAAGUACACCAAAAAAAGCUCAAAUAAAAGUGAAUGUAACUAAAAAAGUGAGUUAAAAGAAAAAUGAAAAAGAAGUUAAUAAAAGUGAAAAAAAGGAAGGAGAAAAAUCUGAAGUAAAGAAUAAUGAAAAAAUGGAAAAACAAGUAAUAGAUAAAUCUGAGAAAAAAGAUGUAGAAGAAUCAGAUAAGAAAGUUAAUGAUAAAAGUGAGAAAAAGAUUAUUGAUAAAUCUGAAAAAAAGAGUGAAAAGAAAGGAAGAAGUGGAAAAAAAGAAUAAGAAUAAGAAUAAUAAUAAAAAUAAGAAUAAAAAUAAACAGAUAGUGCAAAGUUACCUAGAAGAACUGAGAGUAAAGCUGCAGCUGGAAUAGUUGAUGUAGUAUUUUGUGUAGAUACAACUUCAUCUAUGUCAAUGUAUUUAAAUUAAACAAAAGUAAAUAUGAUAUAUAAAAUAUAGAAUACUGUGAAAGAAAUAAUAAAAAAUAUUAAAAAUAAGGCUUAAAAUGAAGAUAUCAGUGUUAAAUUUGGAUUUGUUUGUUAUAGAGAUCAUCCUCCUUAAGAUCAUUCUUAUAUAACUAAGAUUUAAGAUUUAUGUGGAGAAGAUGAAAUAAUAAAAUUUAUAGAUUAAUAAGAUGCUUAAGGUGGAGGAGAUACACCAGAAGCUGUAUUAGAUGGAUUAUAUGAUGCAGCAAAAAAGAUUGAAUGGAGAGAUGCUAGUCAUACACCUUCUUUAAGAUAUAUCUUCCAUAUAGCUGAUGCUCCUCCUCAUGGUAAAGAAUUCUAUGAUUAAGAUUAUUCAUGGCCAAAUGGAGUCCCGUAUUAUUCAUUUUAUAUUCUAGAUCUGGAAUCACUCUUGAUAAAGUUACUCAUGUUAUCAAUAUCAGAGAAAUUCAUUAUAGAUUGAUUAAUGUCAAUAAAACUAAUUUAUUAGAAAAAAUGAAAAAAUUAUUUAAGGAGAAAUUUACUAAUUAUGAAGAAGCAGAAUUGGAAAAUGCUAAAGAUAUGGAUUUCAGAGUUAGUGAUAUGAUUAUCAGAGAAUUAUUACCAGAUGUCGAUUAUAAUGAUUGAAUCUUC